Messenger RNA from Paramisgurnus dabryanus, 1695 nucleotides. The record is from RefSeq and is a predicted model, not a curated record. Lineage: Eukaryota; Metazoa; Chordata; Actinopteri; Cypriniformes; Cobitidae.
AUGGACAAACUCAUUCUUUUAAUUUUUUUGUUACAAGGUGUUUGGUGUGGAGAUUGGAGCAUCACUCUGCCAGAGAAGAUUGAAGCUCUGAGUGGAUCCUGUGUGACCAUAAACUGCACAUUUGAUAUUAAUAACACAUAUGACAAAGAUCUCACUGACAGUGCUGCAGGAGUGUGGUAUAAAGAUGAGCAUAAAGACAACAACAAUAUUGUGUUUAACUCCAGCAACUUCAAUCUCUCUUUUAAAGGGAAAAUAAUUGGAAAAUUAAAAGACAAGAACUGUACAACCACCUUUUAUGACGUUACUUCAAAUCAUGAAGGUACAUUUUACUUCAGGAUUGAGGGUAAUGGUCCACUGAAAAUGACCUUUAGAUGGAAAUUUGUUUCAAUAGAUGUGAUCGACUCUCCCCCCAGUCCCACAGUGCAGAUGUUUAAGGAUCAGAUGGAGGUUAAGGUUCAUGAGGAGGUGUUAGAGGGGAGCUCUAUGUGUCUGCGCUGCUCUGCUAAGACUCUCUGCUCCUCUUCUCCACCAACUCUCACAUGGAGCUCCACUGACAGACUCCACCUCAAUGAGAGCAGCAGACUACAGCUGGAUCAACAGAAUCAAACUGAGAUCAUCUCUGAUCUGAACUUCACUGCUACUCACCUUCAACAUGAAGUCACUUUCAUCUGCACUAUAACCUACCAGCUACAUCAGAGGAACCCAACAGCACAGAGCAACACCACAUUACGUGUUCAGUAUGCUCCUAAAAACACAUCAGUGUUUGUGUUUCCAUCUAAACCUGUACUGGAGGGCAGUUCAGUGACUUUGAUAUGCAGCAGUGAUGGAAAUCCAGCAGUGUUCAACUACACCUGGUACAGAGAGAAUGGAGGACAGCUGGAGGAGCUGCAGACUGGAUAUAAUCUCACCUUCAAUGUGGCUGAUCGUACACACACAGGACGCUACUACUGUCAAGUCAAAAACCAUCAUGGUACUCAAAACACAUCAGCGUUGCUGGACAUUCAGUAUGCAACCAAAAUCUCUCUCUUCAGCUGUAACAGAACUGAUGUAACUGUGUGUUUGUGUGAGGCUCAUGGGAAUCCCUCUCCUAAAGUGGAUUGGUUUCUAUCAGGACGUCCUGUCAGUAACUCUACAAACACAUUCAUCAGUGAAGAGCGAUUGAGCAGCACAGACUUGAGGAGCUUCAUUUCUCUCCAUCAGUCACUUACACACGCAGACACUCUACAGUGUGUCAUCAACAACACUCACGGCAAUGCCAGUCAACAGAUUCAACUGGUUGCCAGUCCUCAGGAGAUGAUACAUUGUCAACAGACUUUUAUUCCACUCCUGAUCAUCUUAACACUGAUUCUUAUCCUGUGUGCUGUGACUGUUGGAUUUGCACUUUACAGAAUUAGACAAUUGAGCAGCAAGCUGAAGGUGAGUUAGUGAUGUUUUACUAUAGUAGAUGAUAAUGAAAGUGAUGAUGAUGUUUGAGAUUGUUUUUGUUUUCAGGUUUACAAUGAUGCAGGCACAUAUGCUUCUCUUCAGCUCUCUGCUCCAGUGUCUGAAUAUGAGACUUUGAAUUUUAAAAAAGAUGACACACAGUAAACAACAAAUAAACAUUUGGUAAUUUCAUCAGAUUUGUUCCUAUAUAAAAACCGUAAAACUUCAAAUAAUAGCCCGGGCUUUUAUUUUCCCAAACUUAUCGUCACACCA